Molecule: messenger RNA, 5420 nt
Organism: Nothobranchius furzeri (turquoise killifish)
Lineage: Eukaryota; Metazoa; Chordata; Actinopteri; Cyprinodontiformes; Nothobranchiidae
Source: RefSeq, a predicted model, not a curated record
UGCUCCUCUCUCCUGCUGCUCAGUGUGAAGAGGAACAGAGGGGAGCUGGCUGCGCGUCCAGACAGCAGCGGCGCAAGUUUCCUUUCCGAGAGCCGCACACACCCCGGGCAGCAGCCCCACAUCCUGCGGGAGGAGGACCAUCCUGCGUCUCCCUCUGCCUCGUUAUCUCCGACCCUGCUGGUGCAAACGGACCUUCUACGUUCCUCUGAUGAUGAGCAGCUGGAGUCAUGUGGAGUAACCCAGGGACGGUGCAGCGCUUCUCGCUGGUGUGUCUUCUCCUGACUCUGUGUGUCGAGGUGUGCCGGUGCAGCGGCUACUUCGAGCUGCAGCUGAUUUCGGUGGAAAACCCUAAAGGUCAGCUCCUGAACGGGGACUGCUGCGACGCAGAGAGGAGCGCCGCGGACGGCCUCUGCGGCGCGGACGAGUGCGACACCUACUUCAGAGUGUGUUUAAAGGAAUACCAAAAGGAGGUGACGACCAGCGGACCGUGCACCUACGGCUCGGAUACUACUAAGGUUAUCGCUGGGAAUACUUUUCAAUUCAAAGGCGGGCCGAGUCGGCAUGACAUCGGGAAGAUCGUCUUUCCCUUUGAGUUCGCAUGGCCGGUGAGUGAAUCCAGAUUUUAGUGGCAUAAAAAGUCAUUGUCGGAUUUUAGGGGUUUGAGGUUGUGUGUUUGGGACAGAAGAACAGACUCAAAGUUGUGCGUUUUGUGGUCGCCGUGGCGCAGUUUGCUGUUUUUCUGCUGCUGGUCUUCCUUCAGUUGUCUCAGAAAACCUUAUUUCCGUUUCAUCCGUUUGGAAAAAAUAUAACAGAACCGAGAUUUUGGAAACAUUUCGUGUUUCUACAGCUGAAUCCACGAGCGCGCCUGACGCGUGACUUUUACGCACGGCAUGCGGCCGCAGUUGCGUCUCGGUUAGUUUUGUCCAGGGUGAGGAGGGUUUUUCAAUCGGUGCUGGUUAAGAGGUGGCAGGUAACUCAUUAUCUUCCUCAAAGAGAGCAGCUCCUCACGUGCAGAGCCAGCUCCAGUUGGAUCCGAGCUGCCAGUCAGAGCUCUGUGAAGGUGUGAGAUCCAAGAGCGACCAGCUGGUGAGGAGCAGGACCUGAAUGAAACUAGAUGUUAGUUACAGCCUGUCGUGUGUUUCCCUUACAGCUUCUGUGUGAACAGGUCUAAUUUGGCUCUUAGAACAACCUCAGUUUGGAGAAACAUAGAUGACUUCAGAUGAGCUAAACGGUUUCUAAUGUCUUAAAAGGUCUCUAAUCUAAAACAUAAAGGUGGCAGUAGUCCACGUGUGAGGAUUAUUCGUAUGCUACCUUCAAACUUCUGGUUUGCAUUUCAUAACAGAUCCGUCUGAACAACCAGGAAAGCCAACAUUUAUGAAAAAGUCAGUUCAAAGUAACAUCAGCACAAACUGGUGUGAAGUCUGGAGUUGGUGGAGGAUACUGGUGCCAUUUAAGUCCAGUCAGAACUCUUUUCUAUUUCUCCAAACUGAGGCUGUUCAAACUAAUAAACCUUUCAUUUCAAGAUUGUUUUUUUUAAAUUAGACUUAUAUUUUUGUGUUUUGGGAGAUCUGACUCGCAGCUUAGAAACAUCACUUUUGACUCCAGGCUCAUCAGAUGCAUCAACAACAACACAAUCCCCUUCCACGCAUUCAUUCAGCUGAAUCUCCAUCAGGUCAGAAUGCACUUUGUGCGCCACGGCAGCUACACCACCGCUCCAUUCAUCACUCCUCAUGGUCAGCUGUCAGCGGAGGGGAAGAUGGAAGCAGUAGGUUGGGGCCCUGUGGGCGGAUCUGGUUACCACAGACACAGGCGGUGGAUAUUGGUGUCACCAACCACUCAAACAAGUGAAGAUUCCUGGUGAAUCUGGGCUGUGGAGGCCUUUACCUCGCGGCCUCUCAGGUUCAAGCGGUGCCUGCUGUCGUUUCAUUGUCUCACCCGGUGUGUGUGGGGGGUCAGCGUUUUCCUCUACCUGCCUGGGAGAGGCGGAGGAGUGUGUAAACGAGUGUCAGCCUCCUCUUUUCAUGAAGAUGUCGAGAGCAGAUUCAGAUGGAUCAAUCUGGCACGCUGCUUCUGCUUUCAGCUUUGUGGUUUGACAGAUUCAUAUUUGGAUGCAGGGCUUGGGAUAGUGUGGUAAUGACCCACGCGGCCGCCAUUUUGGCGGCUUCCUUGUUAUUUCAGACAGCGCGCUCAGUCUCGUUCUUGCGACUUGAUUGAAUCUAUCAUUUGUUUGAUCGGUUAGGUUACGCAUCUACGGUAAAUCGUUGCUGCAUUGUGGAGUGCAACACGUGAUCGCCAGGGACAACGGUGGAAAACGGGCAAACUUCACACCGUUUUCCUGCUUGGAGGCAAAACCGCGGAGACCAAGUAUCUCAGAGUCUCGUUGGCUUGCUUGGAUCGCAGCUACAAGCUGAUCAAACGUCCCCUUCAGAGGGUCCUGGUCGUUGUGUGAAAGUGUAUUCUCAUAAGUUACAGCUGGCGUACGUUUAUCAUACACCGUUUCUUUCCUUCAGCCGUGACACACACACACACACACACACACACACACACACACACACACACACACACACACACACACACCGGUAGGCUAAUGCGGGCGCGCUGACACACGCCACAGCUUCUCCUGCUACACUUCUAUAGGAUGACAGUUUGAUAGCUUUACUAGAAAAACCAUCAGAUGAGACGUUUACAUCCGCUCACACACACAAGGUCACCGAGCGUGUCCGUUACACAAAGCCAUGGUGGCAACAAGUUGUCCUGGGUGCUCCAGUCUUGGGUCUUUCACUUGAAUCCUAACAAUUUAAAACGAUGAUUCUGUCCCCGACGUCUUUACGUAGCGUAUCCCCGUGUCUUCCACAUCCUUUUCAGGAUUUUAACUUGUUCUUUAACAUCUCCUGUCUGCCAAAUCUGCUUCCUCUCCGCAAUGUACAGUUUGUUUACACGGUUUGUUUACAAUGCUGAAGCUACCAACAUGUCCACCACGUCCCAGACGUGGGAUCACGAGCCCUCUUAAACUGGGUUUAUCCAACUUUAGCUUCAACACUGGAGACGGAGUAGAGUUACAGAAGUUUUUAUGAGACGAGCAUCAGAUCUGCACAAGAUCUCUUUUAUUCUUCUAAAACUGAUCGUCUCUAGCAGGAAAUGACCUGCUAUCGUAUAAAAAAGACUGCACGAGUAAUAGAACACAAUCCUGUUAGCGGAUCUAUGACUCUGGCCCAGAGACUGGAACUUUAUUCUGAAGGAACAAACCUUCUUAGCCACCGUGAUGGCUUCAUGUUUCUGCUAGAGCUGCAGCAGAGCGGCCGCUGCUGGAGGCUGCUGUAGACACGAUGGAAUAAUCAGGCUCCAAAGUACUUCAACAAAUACUAGUUUUAUCACUAAACACAGUCAGUGACACUCAUUGUGACGCACCAGCCGGAGAGAUUAAGACCAUUCUGAGUUCACCUGGAAACCGGGACUCCUGGACAGAAAACGGUGGUGAGUUUGGUUCCUGUGGGAUGUUUUACACGCCGCGACAGUUUGCUGGAAUUUUGGAUUGUUUUCCCAAAAGCAUUUGCGUGAGAGCGAGUGGUGAUGUUGGAGGAGGCCUGCUGCGUCUCUGCUCUAACUGGCGCUCUGUCGGGCGAAGGGUGGUGACGCAGCAACGUGCAGCUGUGGCCCCCAGUGGCUGCUGGACUGGACUCCUCCGGUCGGCCCCAGAAUCUGGGCCAGCGGUCCUGACAUGAAUUAGCUGCAGAGAAAAACACGUUGUCCUCCCUCCUCGUCUCCGGUCCUCUCCCCUCCGUGUCAGAUGUUCGGGUUGUAGUUGCAUGCUUUCCUAUGGGGGGGGAUGAUGGGCAGGGAGAGAAAAGAGGAGCAAGCGGGUGAGGAGUACUUUAAGGACUUUUCCUUCUCCCUUUUCUCCAUCUCCGUCUCUUCCUCUGGGGUAUUUUUAGCGCUGCUGUCCUCCCCUCACCCUUCUGUGAGUAAAUGAAGGAUCGAGAGUUUUCCUCCCUGUCUGCCCCCCUCCCAGCCUGGCAGCGCUGCAGGAGCAGAGGUGGAGCAGCUGUUGUUUGGAGACCUCCUGCUCCUCCUGCUAGAGUGAACGUUUCAGUGAAACAGCAUCAGGAAAACAGGCCAUGGUUACAGCCCUCUGAUCACCUCUCAGAGGAGUAUCAGUGGAAUGCUGGACGUCGGUCACUCUCUUGCCUCGUUGUCCUCGGAUGCUUGGCUCAUUUGCAGAGUGCGUCCUUGGCACGGUGUCCUGCUCCUCUUUCAGGAGCUGCUGGUUGUUGGGAUGAGCGGUUUAAGGACAAGACCUGAGGAGGAAGACAAGCCCACUGGGACAGGGGGGUCACGUUCCAUCAGAAUCAAGGUUCUUGUUUAUCCAGCCUUGAAGCCUCCCACCUCCACGUUACGGGACUUCUGAGCACAUCAGCAGUUUAGACUCUGACCUGUCACCAGUUUGUUGCAGUUUAGGGCCAACGAGUCCAGAAGAUCACUGGAAAAUCCGUAAAACCUUUCCUGAACUGGUUCUAAAAACAUCUUCAUUAUUGACGUGUUUUGUUCUGCGAUCUGGUUCUGGUUCUGUGCCACCUGUUCAGCUUUGGGUCUAAACACGGGGGCAGCUCCGUUUGCUGCGCUGUGAUCUUCAUGUUGUGACCAUAUGAAACACAUCUUUCAAACAUCUGUUUGUUUUCUCACGCAGCACGAGCAGAAUCCGUGCUGCCCGUGGUGACGUGGAGGCGACCGUCUCUCCUACAGCAGCACAUCUCACUGAUGCUACUUUGGUGAAAAACACAACUUUUAGCCAACUUUGCUGUUUUUUUCCGUCUUUUAUGAGCGGUGACGUUAGAUGAAGUUAGAUGAAGUAGAAUAGCAAGUGUCGUAGCUCAUCGAGUCCUUCAGAUGCAGCUGGUGUGAGGGUGUUUGAAGAGCGUGAACUUUUAUCGUUUUCUACUGAACAGAGAAGCGAAACUCGGCCCACCCUAAUAAAACGUGUGUUUUUAUAGACGUCCGUGUUCUCCGCGUUCUCCCUCCAUGAGAACCACCUGUAGCUAAAUUUGUUUUGCAUUACAAAGCAUUUGGCUUGUUAGCUUGUUUUGCGAGCUCUAAGGGCGUCCGGGCAUGUUCGCCUUGUCAGUUUGACUUUUUGUCUCAAAGCAAAAUGGAAAAAAUAUAAAAAUGUUGCAGUUCCACAAUUAACUCCUUCAGCACCGCUAAAAGUUGCUGCGAGCUGAAGUCCUGCUGACACACAAACAUCGACGGCCUGUGAUGAAGAGGAAAGUACUUGAGUGAAGUACUGUGUAGCCUACGGCAGCGGUGCUUUUGUUACGAAUGUGCAGAAUAUGAAGAGGUACUAAACUGCCAUGCUUUUGUUCUUUUUAAACACAGAAACAGUUUUGUUUACCUGUUUUGUUUACCUGUUUUGUAGCUACAGUUUC